This is a messenger RNA of Adineta ricciae, 1947 nucleotides long. NCBI's taxonomy places the organism in Eukaryota, Metazoa, Rotifera, Eurotatoria, Adinetida, Adinetidae. The record is from the annotation of a GenBank genome assembly.
AUGAAAAAGUGGAGGUUUCUGCUCGGAUUUGGAAGCGAAACAGGUCAAUCAAAAUCGAUUGCUCAAGGAAUGGGUGAUAUCGCUUCCGAUCAACAUCAGAUCUGCGCCGAUAUUUUUGAGUUAGAUGAAAUCGAUAAACAAUUUAAACUAGAAGAUGAACCGGUCAUGGUUAUCGUUACAUCUUCGACAGGUGAUGGUGAACCACCAAGUAAUGCGAGUAAAUUCUGGCGAAAGAUCCGACGAGAAAAGAAUCCGCAGUUUCUUUCGCAUAUGAAGUAUACAGUGUUAGGAUUGGGUGAUACGAAUUAUUCGAAUUUUUGUAAUUGUGGUCGUGUACUUGAUCGUCGUUUUGAAGAACUUGGUGCAACUCGAUUCUAUCCAUCGGCAUGGGCCGAUGAUGCUGUUGGUAUGGAUUCGACUAUCGAACCUUGGCUACAAGGACUAUGGCCUGCUUUGAAGGAGACUUUGGGCAAGAUCGGUAACUCAACUGAAGCAUCUGUCAGUGAUAUUUCUGAUUCGAUCAAUCAGUUGAAUUUGAGUACGGAAAACAAACCAACGGUCAAUCGACAAUUAUCAUCAUCGAAUAAAUUUAAAUCCGAUGAAGAUACUAUUACUUACUCAUCAAGUUUAACUGAACUAACAACGUUAACAUUACCACCGAAACCCACGCAUUCCUUAGCAGUUAAAUUGAUCGAAUCUGCCGAAAACGCAUAUCAACCAUCAAUCGAAGGACAAUAUCAUGCGUCGACACUAACUCGCCGAGAAUGUUUGACACAUGAUGCUGCUGUGAAAGCUGUCAUGUCUAUUAAUUUACAGCUUUCUGAGGAAGAGUUUGCUUUUGAACCAGGCGAUGCCGUCAAAGUUGUUUGUGCUAAUAAUGAAAAUGAAGUUAAUCUUCUUUUGAAACGUUUACAAUGGAUGGAUAAGGCGUCCUAUCAACUAGACAUUAGUAUAUCUCCGGACAAUACCAAGAAAUCAGCCAAAGUGCCUACAUAUAUACCAUUGAUGUGUUCAUUGCGAUACGCAUUGACAAACUGUCUCGAUAUUCGUUCUUCACCAAGAAAAAAUUUGUUGAGACUAUUUGUUGAUUGUACGACAGAUGAAGAUGAAAAACGUCGUUUAGAAGAAUUAUGUAGCAAAGAAGGAUCCGAAGUUUAUAUCAAAUACAUCCUUGAAGAGCAUCUAUCUGUUCUUGACAUUCUCAACCACUUUCCAAGUUGUCAACCUGAUGUUCCAAUUCUGAUUGAAUUUUUACCAUCGUUAAUGCCAAGAUUCUAUUCUAUUUGCAGUUCACCAUUGGACGAUGCACGGAGUAUUCAGUUCGUGUAUAGCUUACUGAAAUUUGAGCCGAAAAACGGUCGAACAUACGAACGAAAUGGUGUUUGUACGAACUGGUUAAACGAAAUUGACCUUGGAACGAAAGUUCAGAUUCAAACAAGAAUCAGCCAGCAUUUCCGAUUACCGUUAACUCUUGAUACACCGGUGAUUAUGAUUGGACCAGGAACAGGUGUAGCACCGUUUAUUGGCUUUCUUGAACAUUUGCAUCUUUCAUCGAAGUCAAUAAAUGGCUUUGAUGUGAACAAUUUGAACACCUGGCUAUUUUAUGGAUGUCGUCAUCGACAACAUGAUUUUCUUUUUGAGGAGCAAAUUCAAAUGUAUCAACAAAUCAACGUACUCAAACAUCUAUUCGUCGCGGCUUCCAGAGAAGACAAUUACCCUUAUCGGUACGUGCAAGAUCAACUUCGCGCGAAUGGAAAAGACAUAGCGGAUUUAAUAUAUCAUCGAAACGCGGUUAUCUACGUUUGUGGUGAUAUUAAAGUGAUGGUUCGUGAUGUGCGAGAAACAAUCGCUCAAAUUCUAAAAGAAACCUUCGACAUACAGAAUAUUGAGGAGUACAUGAAAUCAUUAGAAACAUCUCGCCGUUAUCUACUCGAUAUUUGGAGUUAA